AUGCCUCGUCCACGUGCUACCGAAUCAGAAUCUUGUGAUGAACCGACUCAAAAGAUGAAAGAAGGUGGAAGUCGACGCCAACGAUGGUCGUUCGCCUUCAAACGACGAUGGUUCUCGACAUCAUCUCGUGAUCUGAAGAACGAUCCUGAGUCUUGUAUAAAUAGUCCUACAUCGCCGGGACCAUGUAAUAUGGCCGGUAUUCUUAUAUCACCUCGACAGACGGCCUUAGGCACCCCUUGGAGUCCAGGUCUAACUGGAUAA
Messenger RNA from Angiostrongylus costaricensis, 261 nucleotides. The record is from the annotation of a GenBank genome assembly. Lineage: Eukaryota; Metazoa; Nematoda; Chromadorea; Rhabditida; Metastrongylidae.